Messenger RNA from Ruditapes philippinarum (Manila clam), 1290 nucleotides. RefSeq names its product betaine--homocysteine S-methyltransferase 1-like. Gene Ontology annotation, molecular function: methyltransferase activity; zinc ion binding. NCBI's taxonomy places the organism in Eukaryota, Metazoa, Mollusca, Bivalvia, Venerida, Veneridae. The record is from RefSeq and is a predicted model, not a curated record. The coding region runs from base 97 to 1152 and encodes 351 amino acids. The transcript has 7 exons.
UAAGUAAUAGUACCUGUUCUAAUUUCAAACUAAUCUAUUCAAACUGUUUAACAAUUCAACAAAGCCGUCUGAAGGACAAGUUGAAACUGGUUAAAGAUGGCAAAACGCGGACUGCUCCAGAGACUUGAAAAUGGAGGCAACAUCAUUGUCGCGGAAGGAUACAUUUUCGAAUUUGAGAGAAAAGGCUACCUUCAAGCGGGUACAUUUGUACCAUUAGUGACCUUAGAACAUCCGGAACUUGUCCGGCUUAUGUAUGAAGAGUUUGUGCAUGCCGGAAGUGACGUAGUACUUGCGUUUACGUACUAUGCACAUAGAGAAAAGCUUCGUCUUGUUGACCGAGAAAAAGACUUGGUAAAGAUUAACAGCGAAGCCCUAAAAAUGGCGCGUGAAGUCGCAGACGAACAUGAUUGUCUAAUGGCGGGAAACAUUUGUAAUAGUGCAGUAUAUCUUCCCGAUAAUGAGGAAGCUCGGCAGACGACCAAGGCCAUGUUUAAGGAGCAAAUCGAGCUGGCGGUUAAAUAUGGAGCAGAUUACAUAGUGGCUGAAACAUUUGCUCAUUUAGGCGAGGCCAUGCUUGCAUUAGAGUGUAUAAAGAAAUACGGAGCAGGUUUACCAGCGGUAAUUACAAUGUCACCUUCGGCAUCCGGUAAGUUUAUGGAAGGAACUGGAGCUGCAGAGGCUUGUAAACAACUGGAGGACGCCGGUGCCGCGGUCGUAGGUUUAAACUGUGGUAGAGGACCAGAAACAAUGAUACCUCUGAUGCAAGAAAUAAGGCAACUCUGUAAAGGCCCUAUUGCUGCGUUACCAGUAACAUACCGGACAACACCAGAGGAACCAACUUUCUUUUCAUUAACUAUUCCGGGAACCAAAAAACGGGCGUUUCCGCUAGACCUGUGCGCAUGUAUCUGCAGCCGUCAGCAGAUUGCGGAGUUCGCCGAGCAAUGUAAAGAAAUUGGCGUGCAGUACGUUGGUCUGUGCUGCGGAAAUUCAGCGAACAUGACCCGCAUUGUUGCCGAGGUGUAUGGUCGUACCCCACCUGCUAGCAAGUAUUCCCCGGCUAUGGAGAAACAUUAUAUCUUUGGCGACAAAACCAAGUUUAAAAGUGGAUUUACUGAAGAUUUAAGAACGCAGGUUGGGGGACAAUUCGAUUGAAUUAACUAGCGAAUUAACUUUCACUACGUUUUUCAUGAACGUAUUUUUCAAAAUAAACAUUUGCAUUUUCGCUUGGACAUGUAACACUAACAUUAUAAAGGUUAAUGUAUUAUGUUUUCUGGCUUGAUGUUUUUGUGU